AUGGAGACUCCAGCCCACUCUCAUGCUCUGACCAUCGUCAGUAGUUUUGCUGCUCUGUACUUCGCAUAUCAGUUGCUUAACGUCAUAUACACUAUAUUCUUCCAUCCAUUGAGCAAUGUUCCUGGUCCUUGGUAUCUUGCUGCCUCGCGCAUCCCGUACAUACGCCACAGUCUGAAUGGUACCCUGUUAUCGUGGAUGCAAGAACUACACGAGAAGUAUGGUGAGAUCGUUAGAUACAGCCCAAACGAGGUGUCUGUGAUCUCGGGUAAAGAACAAAAUCCGUGGCAGGAGAUUUACGGCUUUCGCACUGGCAAACAGAAGCACACCGGAAGUUUUGAGAAGGACCCUGCCUGGUACCCUACACCGAUGGGUGGAGUUCCUCACCUCAUUGCCGCCCCAGGAGAUAACCACGGCCGGCAACGACGUGUCAUCAGUCACGCAUUCUCUGACAAAGCCCUUAGAGAACAAGAAGGCUUGCUCCAAUCUUACGUCGAUCUUCUCAUCUCGAGAUUUCGCGACAUCUCAGACCAUUGCCCGGACUACGCUUCGGGUGGUGACGGAUGGGACUCUACCGGCAAGAUCGAGCUUUGCAAAUGGUACAAUGGCUUCACAUUCGAUGUCAUCACCGAUCUGAGCUUCGGGCAUCCUUUUGGUUCUUUGGCGGACAUGAAACAACAUCUCUGGGUCAGCAACAUCCUCGAAAGUCUCAAAGCUGUGAAGUUCGCCUACGUCACGUACUACUUUCCGAUCGUCAGGAAUAUGGGCUCCUUGAUUAUCAACAAAUCGCAGAUCCAAAAACGUGCUGAGCUUUUCCAGUUGGUCAAAGCAAAGACUGCAGACAGAGUCGCUGCGGAAACACAACGACCAGAUUUCAUAUCUUCCAUCUUGCAAAACUCGGAAGGUGAGGGCAAGAAAGGUGAGGGCCUUCGCAAAGGCGAGCUUGAGAGUAACCUUGGUAUAUUCCUCGUGGCUGGUACGGAAACAACAGCGACAACAUUGUCUAUCGGCAGCUAUCUUCUGCUCGAACAUCCGGCUGUGAUGGACAAACUCAAGCAUGAGAUCCGAAGUCGCUAUAAGAGCAAUGGCGAGAUCACUGUCGAUUCUCUUGUCCACCUUGAAUACCUGAACGCCUUCAUUCACGAGAUCUUGCGUUGCUAUCCUCCUGUUCCUGCGGGCUUCCUCAGAAAGGUACCGGAGACAGGUGCGGAUGUUGCUGGAGUACAUUUUUCAGGCAAGGGCAACGCCUCAAUCUCUGUCAGCCAAUACGUCGCCAAUCGCUCUGCUCUCAACUUCGCCGAGCCAACGCGAUUUGCUCCAGAGCGUUGGCUUUCUAAACCCCCACAAAAAUUCGCCAACGACAAUCUCGCGAUUGUGCAACCUUUCUCUUUCGGGCCUAGAAACUGCUUGGGCAAGAACCUCGCAUACGCAGAGCUUCGCUUGGUGUUUGCGAAAAUGUUGUUCAACUUCGACAUUGAGCUGGAUCCAAGAAGCGCUGGAUGGGAGAAGAGACUUGAGCAUCACACUCUGUGGUACAGACCUGAUCUGUGGGUGAAGUUGACGGCGGUCACAGAAUGA
Aureobasidium namibiae CBS 147.97 is the source of this 1575-nucleotide messenger RNA. Its product is annotated as toxin biosynthesis cytochrome P450 monooxygenase. The record is from RefSeq and is a predicted model, not a curated record. Gene Ontology annotation, molecular function: oxidoreductase activity, acting on paired donors, with incorporation or reduction of molecular oxygen; heme binding; monooxygenase activity. Bases 1 to 1575 code for a protein of 524 amino acids. Lineage: Eukaryota; Fungi; Ascomycota; Dothideomycetes; Dothideales; Saccotheciaceae. The transcript has 4 exons.